Molecule: messenger RNA, 1059 nt
Organism: Porites lobata
Lineage: Eukaryota; Metazoa; Cnidaria; Anthozoa; Scleractinia; Poritidae
Source: the annotation of a GenBank genome assembly
AUGCUGACAAACCUGAGAAACGAAACACAUUUCCAUGAGAACUUAAGAUGUGAUUUUCCUACCAGUUCAAUCGCCGUCCAAGUCAGCAAGAUCCUUGCCUAUGCCAUUAUCUUAAUUUUUGGCUUGCUAGGAAACGCUUUUAUCAUCGUAAUCGUGUAUAAGCGGCAAGAGCUGAGAAACACGAUCAAUUACUUCAUUGUGAACAUGGCGUUAUCAGACUUUGUGUUUCCAUUAACAACCAUUCCACUUAGCAUAAAAGACAUUGCUUCCAAUUCUUCGCAUUGGCCUUUAGGUGGUACUGCAGGAUUAAUACUUUGUAAACUGAGAUGGUUUUUACAAUCCGUCUCUAUCACUGUCUCCACUAUAAGUCUGGUUUGGAUAGCGGUAGAUCGUUUUUUGGCAGUGGUUUUUCCAAUGAAACUUCACUUGAUCUCCUCAAGAUUUCGUGCCCGUGCCAUUGCCUCAACUUGGCUCGUGGCGAUGUUGGCAAAUGCGUUUCUCUCUAACGCGUAUGAGUUGGUCGACGAAAACGAAGAAACUGUUUGUAGUAAUUCCCAAAAUAUUUCUUUUGCGUAUCUAACCUAUGCAAAAUUAUAUACUUUACUUUUUCAAAUUGCACCACUCCUCGCCACAGCCACUUUAUACUCCGGCAUAGCGGUAAGCUUAAGACGGCAAGAUCAGGCACUUCGUAAUUCGCCCCAAGUGCGUGACCUGCAGCGACAGGUACGCAAGAAAAAGCUACGCGCCAUAAAGAUGGCCUUCUGCAUUAUGGCUGCAUUUUACAUUUGCAUUUUCCCGAUCGUGUUAUAUUUUAUUUUGUGGGAAUAUACAAUUGCAGUGUCAUGUUCGUUUUCCAAUAAACUCCUGUUUAUUGCUUCCGUCAUGCUAUUUCUGUCCUCAGCAACAAACCCAGUGAUUUGCAUGACUUUUGUUCAAAGCUAUCGACAGGCUCUUAAAGGGAUUUUGUGUUCUUGCUCUAGCAAAUGGUCUCCCGCGACAACAAGCCGGAAGAAGGUGGAAAAUGAAGAGAGAGAGCUUGCCCAGAUCAGGCACAAUUGA